Punica granatum (pomegranate) is the source of this 6343-nucleotide messenger RNA. NCBI's taxonomy places the organism in Eukaryota, Viridiplantae, Streptophyta, Magnoliopsida, Myrtales, Lythraceae. The record is from RefSeq and is a predicted model, not a curated record.
AUUAGAAUUAGCAAAAACAUAAUUGGGCGGGAAAAAAAAAGAAGGGAAAAUGGGAGAUGUUGGGAUUGGAGUGUCGGAACAGCCCUGUUCCUGUUGUUGUUGUUGUUGUUGUAUUGGUUGGAUUGUUCCGGAUUUUGUUGCCUUUUCCCAUCUCCCCAUUGUUCAUGUCGAUAAUCCUUUCCUCUUAUCAACAUCAUCAUCAUACUCACUUUCCCAUUUUCUGAUAUUAUUAUCCGUAUUUUCAUUAUUAUUGGAAUUUAGUUUAAUUUUAUGGUUCGACUUCGACCCAUGAAAAAAAAAAUUGACCUUUCUUCCAUUACCACUAUUCUCCAAUUGUUGGGCAAUAAUCAAUCGUAAUAAUAAUUUACAAUUUUAUUAAUUUUUUUUUGUUAGGAUUGGGAUAGUUCUUGAUGAUUCCAUAUUCGAUGAUAUUGAUCCUCUUUCUUCGCCCUCACGAUUUUGUGCGAUUCCUCGAUGAUGAUUUCUUUAUAUGAUAGAUAGAUGUUGGGUUGGGGUUGAUUUUGAUGUUGAGAGGAUGAAUGAAUCAAUGAAUGGGAGAGUUUGAGUCAAAUCCAAACCCUAGCCUUGAGGAGGAUUUCGUUGCCUUCCCCUCUCUCUCUCUCUAUCUCCACUAUCGCUUUGUUCUUCCUCUGUUUCUCUCUCUUGGGUUGUCGUUGGUUUCUUCGAUUCCUAGGGUUUCCCUUUGCCGCCGCGGGUGCUGUUUCUGCGAUCAUGGAGGCGGGAUCUGAAGACGCUCCCAAGAUCGGGGAGCCGGCCAAGCCCAAGCGCCAGAUGAAGACGCCGUUCCAGCUCGAAACCCUAGAGAAAGCCUAUGCCACGGAGACAUACCCGUCCGAGGCGAUGCGGGCGGAGCUGUCGGAGAAAUUGGGACUCACCGAUCGGCAGUUGCAGAUGUGGUUCUGCCACCGGAGGUUGAAGGACAAGAACAACACUCCCGCCAAGAAGCCGCGUAAAUCAUCGGCGGCGGUUUCGGCGCCGGAGUACUCCAAAGAUCCUGUCUUUGCUGAGCCGGAGCCGGGCAGUGGUUACGGUUCGGGGUCGGGGUCCGGUUCGGGGUCAGGGUCGGGGUCGGGUUCUAGCCCUUAUGGUAGCAGGGAGUUGCAGAGGAUGGGGUAUGGAAGAGAUGGAGAUGAUGUUGGUGUUGGGAGGAGGUACGGCGAGUCUCCUAGGACAAUCAUGGAGCUUAGAGCGAUAGCUUGUGUGGAGGCGCAGUUGGGAGAGCCUCUGAGGGAGGAUGGUCCGAUACUUGGAAUGGAGUUUGAUCCCUUGCCACCUGAUGCCUUCGGGGCACCUAUAGGUACGAUGGAGGAGCACAUACGUCCUGACCAUUCAUAUGAUAACAAAUUAUAUGGGAGACGGGAUGCUAUAUCAAAUAAGGCUGUUGGAAGAUCUGUGCACGAAUAUCAAUUUCUUCACGAUCAGCCUGGUAUAAGAUAUAACACGCAUGGGCAAGUUAGCCAAAACCAUUUACAUGAUGUUGUGACUGAUGGUCCAUCUGCAAGAGCUCCAUCAUCUUCUCAUGGGAUACAGAAGCUGUCAAACACGCAUGGUGUUCAGGGCCAGUUAUUGCGUGUUUGCCGAGUCUCUCAAGAAGAUAGGGAAGGGCCCGGUAUUUCAGCAUCUCCUGGAUAUGAUGACCGCCUACAGCAAAGGGAUCCUCUCACAAGCAUGAGAUUAAACUCUCCGCAGGGGGCAUACCCAGUUAGUGGAGUUGAGAAUUCGCUUGCGAUAUCUGAUGGGAAAGUUUUCCACAAUGACACUGGCUUGCAUGCGGGGAAACGCAAGAAUGAAGAAGCUCGGACUGCUAGAGAAAUUGAAGUGCAUGAAAACCGGAUACGCAAAGCACUUGAAAAAGAAAACAUGAUGAGGAGAAAGACUGAGGAACGGAUGAGGAAAGAGAUUGAAAGAUAUGAUCGUGAAAGACGAAAAGAAGAAGAAAGACUGGUGCGAGAAAAGCAGAGGGAGGAGGAGAGAUUGCUGCGUGAACAAAGGAAGGAAAUGGAAAGAAGAGAGAGGUUUUUGCAGAAGGAGUAUAUGAGAGCUGAGAAAAAGAGGCAGAAAGAAGAACAGCGUAGAGAAAAGGAGGCUGAGAGACGAAAAGUUGCCAUGGAGAAGGCCACUGCACGUAGAAUUGCUAAGGAGUCGAUGGAGCUUAUGGAAGAUGAGCAACUGGAACUGAUGGAGUUGGCUGCUGCAAAGAAAGGAUUGCCCUCAAUUGUUCAUCUAGAUCACGACACCUUGCAGAACCUUGAUAUGUUUAGAGAUUCUUUGAGUGCCUUUCCACCACAGACAAUACCAUUAAAGCGGCCAUUUGCUGUUCAACCAUGGCUUAGUUCAGAAGAAAAUGCUGGGAAUCUUCUCAUGGCAUGGCGAUUCUUGAUUACUUUUGCUGAUGUUCUUGGCUUAUGGCCAUUUACUCUUGACGAGUUUGUUCAAGCCUUUCAUGAUUAUAAUUCGAGGUUAUUGGGUGAAAUACAUCUUGCUCUUCUUAAAGCAACCAUUAAAGAUAUUGAAGAUGUUUCAAGGACAUCUGCUGCUGGAUUAGGAACUAAUCAAAAUGGUGCUGCCAAUCCUGAAGGCGGACAUCCGCAGAUUGUUGAAGGGGCAUAUGCUUGGGGCUUUGACAUACAGAAGUGGCAGAAGCACUUAAAUCCAUUAACUUGGCCAGAAAUUUUCCGGCAAUUAGCACUUUCUGCUGGGUUUGGCCCACAGUUGAAAAAAAGGACUGUUGUGCAGCCACACUUGCAGGAGGGUGAUGAGGUUAAAGAUUGUGAAGACAUAGUGUCUACUUUACGCAGCGGUUCAGCAGCUGAAAAGGCACUUGCUAUCAUGCGGGAAAAAGGUUUAUUGCUUCCUAGAAGAUCUAGACAUCGUUUGACUCCUGGAACCGUCAAAUUUGCUGCAUUUCAUGUUCUUUCACUUGAGGGAAGCAAAGGGUUGACAGUAUUAGAUUUAGCUGACAAGAUUCAGAAAUCUGGUCUCAGGGAUCUGAGUACAAGCAAGACUCCAGAAGCUUCCAUAUCUGUUGCCUUGACAAGGGAUACUAAGCUUUUUGAGCGAAUAGCUCCUUCCACUUACCGUGUACGUGCAGCUUAUAGAAAGGACCCAACUGAUGCUGAGGCCAUACUAUCAGAAGCCCGAAAGAAAAUUAGGAUAUUUGAAAAUGGGCUUUUAGCUGAAGAAGAUGCUGAUGAAGUAGAAAGAGAUGAUGACGCCGAAAGGGAUGAUGAUGCAGAAAGAGAUGAAGAUGCUCAAAGAGAUGAAGAAUCUGAGGGUGAUGUCGAUGAGGAUCCUGAUGCUGAUGAUAUAGCUGCACCUUUGGGCGUCAUCAAGGAAGAUGAUCAAUAUAAUCAAGAGAAUGAACUUCCAGUUAUAAAAGAAGAGGAGCCCAUGCUCAAUGACGGGAUGAACAUGGAAAAUGAGAAUGGGAGAGACUUUAUUUCAUGCCCUGUGAAUGAUUUCAAGGACACUGCCGAGCAAUGUGGAGAUGGUGAAGGCAUUGAUGAUAGUAAAGAUCAAGAAAAUAUGGAGAUUGAUGAAAGCAACUCAGGGGAAUCAUGGGUUCGUGGACUCACAGAAGGAGAGUAUUCCCAUCUCAGUGUUGAAGAACGGUUGAAUGCCCUUGUUGCUCUAAUUGGUGUUGCUAAUGAAGGAAACUCAAUUCGUGCUGUUCUGGAGGAUCGAUUGGAGGCAGCAAAUGCUCUUAAAAAGCAGAUGUGGGCAGAGGUGCAGCUAGAUAAGUCUCGUUUGAAGGAUGAGUUCAUCUCUAAAUUGGACUUAUCAUCUUUUACCGGGGGAAGAACCGAAGCCCAAGUUCGGGACUUUUCUGUGGAUGGCAACCAAAGUCCAUGGCCUGCCGCAGACACAAAAAACACUGAGGCUUCACUGAGCUUAGCAGAAGACCAUAAACUGUUGCUUGGUCCACAGGCUGGUGUUCAGAAUGACCCCAGCAACCUGUCAACUGAUAGGGCCUUAGUUGUGGUACAGGAUCCAUCAGGAGUUCCUGACAACUCCAAUCAUAAUGGGUAUGUCUCAAGAAGGUCACGAUCUCAAUUAAAGUCUUACAUCGCCCAAAGGGCAGAAGAGAUCUACGUUUACAGGUCGCUGCCUCUUGGUCUAGAUCGGAGGCGGAAUCGGUACUGGCAGUUUGUUGCAUCCUCAUCAAGAAAUGAUCCUGGUUCUGGGAGGAUAUUUGUCGAGCUAAAUAAUGGGUCUUGGAGGCUUAUAGACUCUGAAGAGGCAUUCGAUGCUCUCUUAAUGUCUUUGGAUGUGCGUGGAAUUAGAGAAUCACAUCUGCGUGUAAUGUUGCUGAAGAUUGAGAAGCUCUUCAGGGAGAACGUUAGGAGGAGUUUAGAGUCCGCCCCGCAAAUUAGAAGCUCCGUUAAAAAUGAGGCUGUGGAGAUGGACUCUAGUCCUGAUUGCCGAGGUGUUGGUAGCCCCAGCAGUAUGGUUUGUGGGUCAAGCCACGACAUCUCAGAGGCAUCAUCUUCUUUCAGGAUUGAGAUUGGGAGGAAUCAGUUUGAGAAAAAGGCUGCUCUGAGAAGAUACCAAGAUUUUCUGAAGUGGGCCUCGAGAGAAUGUAGCAACUCAUUCCCAAUUGGUGCCAUGAGAACUGGAAAGAGGAGAUCUGAUCCCGUAUUAUUCAUCUGUGAUAGUUGCCUGGAUACUUAUUUAUGCGAGACGAAGCAUUGCUUUUCUUGUCAUGCGACAAUUGCCGAUAAUUUUGAUUUUUCACGUCAUGUUAUGGAGUGUGAAGAUAGGAGAAAGUUGGAUCAGAAGGACGGUCAUGUUUUGGUGUCGUCUGUUCCCCUCGGGAUCAGGUUUCUUAAGGGUCUGUUAGCAUAUGUUGAGGUUCUAAUUCCUCCAGAAGCUCUCCAGUCAUUUUGGACAGAGGACCUCCGGAGAAGUUGGGGUAUGAAGUUGAGUGCUUUUUCAUCCCCUGAGGAAUUCUUGCAGAUGUUAACUCUGCUGGAGGGUGCUCUAAGGAGGGAGUACUUGUCUCCAGAGUUCGAGAGUACAAGGGAUUUAUUGAGCUUGGCCGAGAGCUCUGUGCAAGACUAUUUUGAUCUAGAACAUGUUUCUGUGCUUCCUUGGAUCCCACAAACUAUUGCUGCAUCAGCUUUAAGGCUUUUGGAACUGGAAAGCUCUAUAAUCUAUGUAAAGCCAGAGCAACCUGAGUCUCGUAAUGUUGACUCAGUCAGAGAGGAAACUGUACAGAGACUGCCGCUGAAACCUGUGGUGCUCAAGAGUGCGAAAGUCGACCUGCCUGAGGGAGACCAAAGAAUUUACUUGAAAGGGAAUCCUGGUGAAGUCAGCAAUGGACGAAAAUCAAACAAACGUGGAAAUGUGGCCCGUGACAGGACCAGCGGCAAGAAGUGGCAAAGGAGGUCUUCAGCUGCUAGAUCCGAUGUUAGCGGCAGACGGAAUGCUCGGAACAGUGAGAACUUACUGAGACAGCAGCAGGGAAGAACACAACUCGCCCAAGGAGGCAGCUAUGUUCGGGGUCGGAGGACAGUGAGGAAGAGGAGAGCAGAGAACAAGGUUGGGGAGCAGGCAUUGUUGGGACAUAUGGGAGCAGACACAGCUGGGGUGGGCUCAAGAAGAUUGAACGAGGCCUGGCACCAUGAACCAAGGUAUCCGGCUCAUGUAGAGGAGGCUUCGGUGAACAGUGAUAGUGUGGAGGACGAUGAGAACGAUAACGAGAAUGAGAAUGAGAAUGAGGCAGUGAUGGGCUAUGAUAUCGAGGGGAACUGGGGGGAAGGGUAUGCUGGGACAUCAAAUGGGUGGAAUAGGAACUUCAUGAAGGAGGAACCGGGCGAGGAGGAGGAAGAGGAGGACAUGGGUGUCUCCGAGGAGGAAGAAGAUUAUAACGAGCUUGAGGAAGAAGACACGGGGCAGGGUUUUGGGGGCACUAUGGAUAUGAGGGGUGAUGUCGAGUAUGGUGGGUUGGAGCCCAUGGAGAAUGAUGAUGAGGACGACGAAGAGGAGGAAGGUUCGGAAAUGGCGGGGUCAGAAGACUACAGCGAAUGAGAGGGAACAUUAUGGCUUUCGAGCUUCGAUUCGGUGGUUACUGUAGAAGAUGAUAUAGGUGGAAGGAAACAGAUUUUAGUGAGUUUCCCCUUAGAUUACCUUUCUCUCUUUUUUUCUAAUAGUUUUUUUGAGUUGUACGGGGAAGAACAAAUAAUGUAUCAAAUGAUUCAAUUGUUUGGGGAAAAAUGAAAUGAGGCCAAUAGUUUUAGCCUUUUAGUUCAGUUUGUAUUGAGAUCAAAUUGGUGAACCAAACUAUUCCUCAAAAGUAUAAUCUCAACGGUAUUAGAAGGUA